Messenger RNA from Caretta caretta (loggerhead turtle), 10384 nucleotides. RefSeq names its product MN1 proto-oncogene, transcriptional regulator (gene MN1). Lineage: Eukaryota; Metazoa; Chordata; Testudines; Cheloniidae. Gene Ontology annotation, biological process: regulation of DNA-templated transcription. The record is from RefSeq and is a predicted model, not a curated record.
GGCUGAGAGAGGGAGCGGAAGAGCGGGGAGCGGAGACCCUGCAGCGCCCCAAGCCGGGCACCCUGCACCGCCUGCGGCCGACGGGACCCGCCAGCAGAGGGGAGCGGGGACCCUGCAGCGCCCCAAGCCGGGCACCCUGCACCGCCUGCGGCCGACGGGACCCGCCAGCAGAGGGGAGCGGGGACCCUGCAGCGCCCCAAGCCGGGCACCCUGCACCGCCUGCGGCCGACGGGACCCGCCAGCAGAGGGGAGCGGGGACCCUGCAGCGCCCCAAGCCGGGCACCCUGCACCGCCUGCGGCCGACGGGACCCGCCAGCAGAGGGGAGCGGGGACCCGCCAGGAACCCAGAGACAGCGCCAGCGCCAGGAGAGCCUCGGUCCGGCCGCCGGGCGGGGAGACCCUCGGAGCGCCCAGCCCCGAGCGCGGCCAGGCGCGGAGAGCGGAGCCCGCCGGGACCCCGCGCCGGGCUGGCCGGUUUGCGGGGCGAGCGGAGAAGCAGAGGCUGAGCCGCGCUCCCAGCGCCUCUGCAGCCCGGCGAUGCGGAGCGGAGCUCCCGCGGACUGGAGCCGAUGAGCCGCGGAGCCGAGCCCCGCCGGAUGUCGGGGAGAGCCGGCCGCCGCACGAGGUGUGAGGGAGCGGGGCGCUCCCAGGCGUAAGUGCCGCGGCCGCUCGGAGAGCCCCGGGCUGCGUGGGGCGGAGGCCCGGACCCAGGCCGGUAGAUUUCAUUUCCUUGAACUUUGUUUGGAAGCCGGGGCUGACGCUGCCUGCUGCUUCUCCGUGCCCGCCCCGCCCGAGCGCAUCCCCGCUACGCGCCCCCACGCCCUGGCCACCUGCCCCUGCAAGAUGUGAGCGCGGGGACGGCUCCCUGGGGACCCCGGCUCGCCCGCCGCUGCCUGCUGCAGGGACGCUGUGAGUUGGCUUUAAAAGACUUUGGGGCUAUCGCUCGCUGCGGUUCCGAGCGCGCUCCUGGCGGAGCCGGUCCGAGUCGCGCACCGGGGCACGCGGGGCGCCAUGCCCUACUGAUCCCCAGAAGUAUGUUUGGGCUGGAGCAGUUUGAGCCCCAGAUCAGCAGCAGAAACGCCGGACAAGGCGAGAGAAACUUUAGCCAGGCCGGACUGACCAUGGGCUCUCACUUCAAAUCGCCAGCUUUCCACGCCGGGGGCCCCGCGGAUCCGGCCAUCAGCGCCCUGGGCGAGCCUCCCAUCCUGGGCAUGAACAUGAACAUGGCUGGGGAAGCGUACGGCUUCCAUGCCCGGGGACACUCCGAGCUGCACGCAGGGGGGAUGCAGGCUCAGCCGGUUCAUGGCUUUUUCGGCAACCAGCAGCCUCACCACGGCCAUCCCACCACCCACCACCCGCACCAGCAUCACCCGCACUUCAGCGGCAACUUUGGGUCCGACCCCAGCGCCUCCUGCUUGCACGGAGGGCGGCUGAUGAGCUACAGCAGCAGCGUGGGCAGCCAGCAAGCGUUUGCAGAGGGAUAUGAACAUAUGGCCGAGAACCAAGGGGGCGAGGGCUUUGGACAGCAGAGGUCAGGUAACAUGCCCGAUUUCCAGCACCAUAACUCCAGCGCCUCUAACCACGCCGUGCCCGCGCCCUGCCUCCCACUGGAUCAGUCUCCCAACCGGGCUGCCUCCUUCCAUGGGCUUCCAGCCUCCAGCUCCUCGGAUUCCCACAGCCUGGAGCAGAGGCGGCUUCCCAACCCGGGAGGCGUCGAUUCUUUGGAAUACAAUUACGCCAGCGACGGCCCUUCAGGACACUUCGAUUUGCCCGUGUUUUCUCCUUCCGAGUCGGAGGGGCAGCUUCCUCACUAUGGCGCUGGCCGGCAAGUUCCUGGGGGUGGCAGUUUCCCUGGCACAUCCGUUUUGCCCAGAGCACCGGGCCUGGUGGGGAUGUCCAAAGUUCACCCGCAGCAGCAGCAGCAGCACGGCGUAUUCUUCGACAGGUUUGGAGGUGCUCGUAAGAUGUCUGUGGGCAUGGAGCCUGGGGUUAACGCCAGGCAUCCUCUAAUGCAACAGCAGCCACAGGCCGGUUUACUGGCCAGACAAAACUCCUGUCCGCCAGCAAUCCCCAGGCAACAGCAAACCGAGGCCAGCGCGCCCAACCCCAGCUUGCAGGACAAUGGGCCCCUCCUGCAGAACCAGCACGCACAGUUUGAGUACCCUAUUCACAGGCUGGAGAACAGGAAUAUGCACCCCUAUCCCGACCCCGUGUUUAAUAUGCAGCCCCCUCCUCCGCAGCAGCCACCAAAUCAAAGACUGCAGCAUUUCGACGCCCCGUACAUGAGCGUGGCCAAGAGGCCGAGGUUUGACUUCCCCAGCUCCCCCGCCGUCGACAGGUGCGCGGCCUGGAGUAACCCCCUGCACGGCGCCGGGAUGGAAAACCACCUGUCGCCGUCCGCCUACCCCGGCCUGGCGGGCGAGUUCACGCCGCCGGUGCCCGAGAGCUUCGCCCCGGGCCCGCCGCUCCAGCACCCGGGCCCCGACCCGCAGGCCCUGCAGCAGCGCCAGAACGCCGCGCUCAUGAUCAAGCAGAUGGCCUCCCGCAGCCAGCAGCAGAGACUCGGGCCCAGCCUGCAGCAGCUGGGGCACCACGGGGACCUCGGCCAGGGCGGCCUGGCGCACGCGGGCCCCGUCGGGACCAUGCCGCAGCCCGGCUUCGAGCGCGACAGCGGCGGCCGCGGGCCCGGCUUCGAGCCGCCCGCCCCGCACCUGGCCCAGGACAGCGGCUGGUUCCCGGGGCCGCCCCCGCCGGGGGGGGAGCUGCUGCCGCCGCCGCCGCCCCCGCCCCCGCCGCGGCGCCUGGGCGGGCCCGCCGAGCCCGGCCCGCACGAGCUCAGCCUGGCGCCCGGCGGCUCCGGCCUGCUCUUCCGGCCGGCCGCGGGCGGGCUGGGGCUGGCGGGGGAAGGCCGCGGGCCGGCCCUGCACUCCCCGGGCGUCCACGCCCCGUUCGGCGCCGGCUUGGCCCCGCUGCCGUCCCCGGGCGCGGGCGGCGGCGGCGGCGUGGUGGGGCUGCCCAGCGCGCCCGCCGAGCGCCGCCCGCCGGCCGACUUCGCCGCGCCCCCGCUGGGCGGCCCGGCGGCCUUCGGCUUCGGCGCCUCGGGCCGGCCGGCCCCGCCGCCCAGCGCCAGCGGCUCGCCCGGCGCCUUCCCGCCGCCCGAGUUCCCGCCGGCGCCGCGCGCCGCCGCCGCCAGCAAGCUGGGCGCGCUGUCGCUGGGCUCCUUCGCCAAGCCGGCCAAGGAGGCCGCGUUCGGGCAGAGCUGCCUGGCCGCGCUCUCCACCGCCUGCCAGAACAUGAUCGCCAGCCUGGGCGCGCCCAACCUGCACGUCACCUUCGCCAAGCGCGGCCCGCCCGAGGCCCGGCGCAAGCCCGGCCCGCCCGAGCCCGACGGCGGCGCCGCGCCCGGCCCCGCGCCCGGCCCGGACUUCUUCCCCGCCAAGGCCGCGCCCGAGGCCAGCCCCUCGCCCGGCUUCCCGCCCGAGGCCGCGCCGGGCGGCGAGGGCAAGGCGGCGGCGGCGGCGGCGGCGGCGGGCGGGCGCGGGCGGGGCCGGCGGAAGCGGGACAGCGGCCACGUCAGCCCGGGCGGCUUCUUCGACAAGUUCCCGCCGGCCGAGGGCGGCGGCGCGGCCAGCCCCGGCCCCGGCCCCGGCCCCGGCGCCCCGCCCGCCGCGCACGACCGGCCGCUGGCCUCGCCCUCCUGGGCCAAGGGCGGCGAGCGGCCGCGGGGCGAGCAGCCCGACCUCCUGGCCUCGCUGGACGGCGGCCUCCCGAGCGCCAGCAAGUCGGACGGCGGCUCCCCGCGCGGGGACUUCCCCGCCGAGCCCAGCCCCGCCUACGGCCACGAGGACGAGGUCUCCUCCAGCUCCGACGGCGGCCCGGCCAAGCCCCCGACGCGCAGCCCGCUGCUGGGCGGCUCCCCGCCGCAGGCGCUGCUGGGCGGCCAGAAGCCGCUGGCCCUGGGCCUGCUGGGCGGCCCGGGCCCGGCCCCGGACGGCUACGGGCUGGGCGGCGGCGGCGGCGGCCACCCGGGCACCCCGGGCCUGGAGCAGGUGCGCACCCCGGGCAGCAGCUCGGCGCAGGACGAGAUCCACCCGCUGGAGAUCCUGCAGGCGCAGAUCCAGCUCCAGCGGCAGCAGUUCAGCAUCUCCGAAGACCAGCCGCUGGGCAUGAAGAGCAAAAAGGCCGAGUGCCCCAGCCAGAACGGGGAGGGCGAGUUGAACAGCUGUUGCUCGGAUAGCGUCAAAGGUGCCAUGAGCACGAUAGACCUGGACUCCCUGAUGGCAGAGCAUAACUCUACCUGGUACAUGCCUAGCGAGAAGUCCUUGAUGGAGGGGCAGGAGGAGGACAAGCCUAUGGCACCAUGGGAGAAGUCGAAGCCCCAGAAUCCCAGCAAAGAAGCCCACGACCUUCCCCAGAACAAGACCUCAGCUGCGGCGCAGACUGGCAGCCAUUUGCAAUGCCUCUCAGUCCACUGCACGGAUGACAUGGGCGAGUCGAAGGGCCGGACUGCGGUGCCGACAUGGAGAUCCCUGCACUCAGACAUCUCCAACAGAUUUGGGACUUUUGUGGCUGCCCUGACUUGAACAAAAGGACAUUAUUUUUUUUCUCUUUUUAAUUUUAAAGGGCCGCUACUGCUAGGUGGACUAUUUUUCUAGGUUGGUACCUGCUUAGUGGCAUAUGGACUGGAAAGGGUUAAUUUAAAGUAAACCUCAAUUUUUUUAAUCUUCUGCCACAGUAUGUUACCAGUGUUAACCCUUUUGCAGUUAGCACACUUUUGCUUAAGAUUUUCCUGCUAGAUCAUUUUCCCCUUUAUUCUGUAAUCUUGGCAUACAUUUGUAGAUGAGGCCUUUUCCUUUUUCAUCUCAAUGUAUGUCCAAGUAGUGUGUGUCAUAAUGAGGCAAAAAUACUUCUCCUUUUUCUUUCGUUUUUUCUUUUUUCCUUUUUUUCCCCCUUGCUUUGUUCAAUGCUUAUUAAAAUGGAAAUCCUGAAGAAUAGCAGUUCAGGAAUAAAUGCCGGUUGAAGUGAAAUUGUCAUCAUAAUAUUAUAUAUUGACACCAAGCUUUCGUCAGUCACAUACAAACCAAACAAUUAAUGCUCUAUUAAGUAUUCAGCCUGUGAUUUUUGUCUUUCCUGAGAUCAUUUAUUUUUUUGUUACCAAGAAUACAUUCAGCCUUCAUCUCUUGCUGUUAAGUGGAAACAACUAUUCAGUUUAUUUGCUGACUUCAAGCCCAGAUAUAGUUAUAUGCUGAACAAUAGGGCUUGUAGCAGUGAAGUCUGGUUGACCAAACAUGUUUAAAAAAAAUUGAAACUGCCAAUUAAAGCGUUUUAAUCCCUUCUCCACCAAGGACCAAGGUUUGAGUGGAAUUCCUCACACCUUUCUUCUAUUACUGGGGAGUACAGACCACCUCCAGGACACAGCAUAUAUCUAAAGUUCCCACAUCUUUAAUUUUCCUUCCAGAAGAAGGGAAGUUUAAGUACCACAUUAUCUCUGUAACUGUUGAAGCAGGGGCUUCUUUUAAGGAAAAUCACAUACCAAACCCCCGUUGUACUGUGCUUUUCCUGUGGAACAACUUCCUGGUUACAUGAAUGUAAGAAAACUCUGAUUCCUUGACAUGAGGAACUCCCCUGUGCUAGGCUAAAUUUAAAUCAGCCAUUCAGCUAUUACUUAGGCCAUGUGUACACUACCACUUACGUCGCUCAGAUGUGUGGAAAAAGAACACACCCCUGGAUGACAUAAGUUUUGCCAGCAUAAGUGACAGUGUGCACAGCGCUAUGUUGGUGGGAGAACUUCCCUUGCAGACAUCGUUACCGCUGCUCGUUGGGGAUGGUUUAGUUCUGUUGACGGGAGAGCUCUCUACCGUCAGCAUAGAGUAGCUAUGUGGGAGAUCUUACAGUGGCACAGAUAAGGGUUGCUACCUUUCUAAUUGCUGGUAACUGGACCCUUCUCUGCCUCUUCCCUGCCCAAGAUACCUUCCCCCAUUGCUCGCUGGAUCAUCUCCACCUCCCACCCCACCCACCAGCUAGGCUCCCUCUGCUCUGGGGCUGGAACGGGAGCUGCUGCAGCCUGACAAGAAGCCUGCCUGCAGGUAGGAGGCGGCCCUGGCUGAGCAGGGGCUUGCAUGGGUUAAUGACUCGGCGCCUCCCCAUGGUAACUGGACUUUUGGUGUCUGGUCACUACAUCUUACUGGAUGCUGCCAGGUCCCUUUUCAGCCAGACUUUCCGGGUGAAAGCCAGGCACCUAGCAAACAGACACAGAAGUCGAUCACUGGAUUGCUGGUUGGCAACCCUAGUGCAGUUGCAUCAGGACAGCUGUUCCACCGUAAGCUCUCUAGUGUAGACGUAGCCGCUUAAGUUUACCCAGGGAGUCACAAGUCGGCCCUGAAGCAAAGGCGUCACUUUCUGGUUAAAGAAAAAGGCCCCUCAGAGUGCUGGUAACGUUUUUAGUAUAGCUGCUUGUGCCAUUACUCGAAGUGCCACCCUUUAAUGUAUGUCACUGAAAACAUUGAAUGUGUGAGACCAGGCAUUUUCAGGAGUGGAACCAAGCAUGAAGCUGGGAAAUUUGGUACAUAUCAGUACAUACUGGUGGGUAUCCUUUUCAUUCUAGCCAGUUCCCACAUUUGUGCACCUGUAUGUCAGAGAUUAGCGUUCUCUAAACUGCCAGGCUGCUGGUGCGGCCUAACUUGGAUCCCAUAAUUCCUGUUGGUAAAGACAGUUUCUGUUCGCAUUUGUGUCCUGUUUGAAGGACAGUAUUAUUAGAUACAUACAAUAAAAGGAAACCAUUCUUUCCUGCCCUUCACAGAUAAUACUCAUCAGGGCAGAAAGCUGGAAACAAAUGAGCUAAAAAUGAAAAAAUGAUCGCACACUGGUGUGGUUUUACAUUUGUGUAGCCUCUGCUUACAGUAAGACUAAACGGUCCCACCCUUGUUCAGACAUGCUCAAUCCAGUGGUGCUGGAACAGUUUUUAUAGUGGGGGUGCUGAAGGUGAAAACCAUAUAUUUGGGGUGUUGUUACUAUUUCAAGACAGGGUGUGGCAGCACCUCUACUUCCAGCACCCUCCGCUCAGUCUCCUCCACUCCUCUGCGGUCAGUAAGAGCACUGGAGGAUUAGAUCAUAGCUGUGAAAUGCAGGACUGGUACGCCGUGAUUAUUUAUCCCUCGUUUCGUGGAUUGACAGUGUGCCCCUUUUUGAGAGCUGGUGUUUGGAGGACUGUCUUGAACUUGUCUUGGAUGGUCGCAUUGGGCCAUUGGUUUUAAAGCAGAGUUCUGUAUCGACACCACUGGGGAGGGAAUUGUGCUUAAAAACUCACGGUACAGUGUGGCCCUGAAAUCUUUCAAUUGUGCUGUUUCAAAACUCACAGCAUUUUAAAUAAAAAGAAAAGGAGUACUUGUGGCACCUUAAUAAAUUGGUUAGUCUCUAAGGUGCCACAAGUACUCCUUUUCUUUUUGCGAAUACAGACUAACACGGCUGUUACUCUGAAACCUAACAUUUUAAAUGAAGUUACAGAUGGUAUUUAACUUGUCACACUCUCCCUGCUCUCUUAUUUGGAACAAGCUCUCCUUGGCCUUAUGUGGAUUUAUUUUCCUGCUGUGUCACUGCUCACUGACUUGACUUGGGUUAGUUUUUUUUAAACUAGGAAAUUUAUAAGGGUCACUGAGUUUUAGUUGGUCUUUGUUUCAGAAUUUAAAAAACAUCCCUGAUUUUGAGACGCUUUUAAUCUUUUUUUAAAAAAAGAUUGUUUUGAUGCUGGAAUGGUGACUGGAAUAUGGAGCUCACUUGUAUUCCCGGGCCUAGAACAAAAAGGCAUGACACUUGGCCGGAUCCAGGUGAAAGGCUCAAAUCUUCUGCCCUUCACCUGCUCUAAAUAACAUCGUCUGAGGGAAUAUAUCUCCUGGUGUAACAAUCGUUACCCAGACUCACUUUGGAGAACAUGCCCCAACCCAAGAAAGCACAGUUUCUUAAGUCCCAGUUCAGCAGAGUACUUAUGUGCUUAAUUUUAAAUGGAAGUAAUUCCAUCUCUCGUCAUCCAAGCACUUAAGCAUGUGCUUUCCCUGAGGCACGUGUUUCUCUUGUUAGCUUUCAUGGAAUUUAAACCAAGUUUUAAAAAAAGAGUAGGAGAGGGGAGGAAACUUGGUUCUGUCUCUAGAGCUGCCCAUUUAUUUAUCAAACCUGUCUAGACAUGCUACAGGAUCUGUUUAGCCUUUUUGGUAGCUUUGUUCCAUCCACGUCUCCCUGACUUGUAAAUGGCUUAUUCUCACCUUAACUGAGGGACAGAAUGCCAGCUGUCUAAUAGUAAUUAUUGAAGUGAUACCAGUACGUUGCAAUGGGAUUUCAGGGCGUCUGUUUGCAAAAUUCUGAUGGAAUAAGGUGUAUGCAAUUACCAACCAGGUCAAUGUUUAUUACUAAGCUUUUAUUACCUGUGAUAAGUUUUCUGUCCAGCUUCUCCAUUGAUUUGAUAAGUGCACUGAUUUUUUUAAACAUAUACAAAAUAUCAGCAAAGCACUAGAUUAUCAAAAAGAUUUAGUUUCUGGAAUAAUGAUACUCGUCUUCAUUUUAGGAAUGCUUUGAGAGCUACAGAUGAAAAAUACUGAGAGAGCUAAAGUAUCACUAGAUCUCCAUUUUACAGGUCAGGAAAUGGAGCUGGGGAAGGGGGGAGUGACUUGAGAUGAGUCCCAGAGCUGGGACUGUAACACUGGUCUCCUGACUCCCUCCUAGUUCAGUGGCAUACACAUUGGCCUAUCUGCUUCUUCAGUAUAAUUUUAAAACUACUGCCUUUGAGGACAGUCUAGUCCAAUAAGUAAUGAAAUUCAAUGAAUUGCAAGUGCUGCGAAAAUGACUGCAUAAAGCCAAAAAAAAAAGUUUAAAGUGCAUCUGCAUAUUUUAAAAGACUUCAUGGUGGUGAAAACACGGCACUAAAAAGCCAGUAGUUUUAUGGUAAAUAUGCAUUUAACAUGUGUACAAGCUUCAUUUUGUAUUGCAAACAGCAGCUUAAAAUAAUAUGGCUUCAUACUGGUACUGCAGAGUCCACUUUGACCCGCCUGGCAUUUUCAGUUGCUGUACACAGGCAUGUAGUCUAGGCAGCAGUCUAAGCAGCAUUUUAGAAAUUAAAUCUUUUAGUUCUUACCCCUCGAGGGUAAAUUUCUCCCUGCACAGUGUUUGCUGACUUUUUUUGUGUGUGUUAAAAGAAAUUUCAUACUUACACUUCGAGUGUCAGCAUAGCAGCAUGUUGAGCAAAAUAUCGUUUGUUUAAGUUAUGGGGAAUGAUAAUUCAUCUUUGUCAAAAAAGAAUGAAUAGGCCUUAUUUAUUAAAUGCUCUUUGGGAGUUUUCCCCAGGGCAUGUUCUCAUAGGGUUAAUAUUUCUCCGUCACUGUAGUUCAGUUGUUAGCUCAUCAGUGACAGGAGUUUAGAUUCAUUUUCAUUUAAUUAAGGUGAAUUUCAGCAAAUGUGUAAUGAUUCCAGGAUUAAUGUGGUAUGGUGGGUGGAAAAGAAAUAAAAAUGAAAAUUUCGUCAUCUAUUUCGUUUAGCGAACUCCUUCUAAUGCUGCAUUUAGAGAUGGCUGUUCUAAGGCUAGUUAACCUUUCCAACCAGGAAAUCAGUUUGAAGGCUUUCUGGCACAACACUACGGCUAAAUGUUCAUUAACUCCUUAAUGAAGAGCUGUGUAAUAUGACCACAAAUCUAUCUGCUGUAGAGCAAGUCAUGUUUGCUCUAAUACUAAGAAGAAAUAGAAUUGGUAAAUUUGAUUUUUUUUAAAGCUGCAGUGUAUCCUUUUCUUGAAUUCUAGAUUCACAGCUGUUCAGUGGAUGGGGUAUAAGAGCUUAAUCCAUUGUUAUAGAAUUGUUUCUCCUUUAUUGCUUAAGGCUAAUGGAGGAAGUAGUCUAAUUUUGUCUUAGAAUUUUUCUAUUAAAAUUGUUGGUUUGAGUCCAUCCAUUCAUAGAUUUUGACUGAUGAAACUGCAGGCUGUGAAUUCCGGCAGUUAUAACUUUAUCACUAUUCACUACUCAAGAAUAUUACAGCUUUAAAACAGCCUUAAGCAAAAGGAUGUUAUUUCUUUGUACUAAAUUUGGUUCAUGGAUAAGAAAAAAAAAUAACACUGGUAAUCCGUACUGCAUAGCAAACUCUUCUGAAAAAUGUUAUUGCACAUGUAAAAUAUGAAAAUUUGACUCUGCUGUGUGUUAGGCAAUCCUGUAAUCUUUUUUUUCUCUCUUGUUAAAUUCAUUUCUUAAAUGCUUGGUUGGAAGACUGUGACAAUAGCUCAUGAAAUUGAGUGUUAUUUUUCUUUCUUUUUUUAAAUAUGUAAAGUGCAGUCUUCUGUAUUCAUGCAUAUUGUAUAUAUCUGUAUAUGUUUUACUGAGCAACUAAAUAACAAUAAAUAUGAUGUUAAUGGUG